UGCGUCGAAUACGCAAUAUCUACCAACGAGUCAAAGAAGACACGACUGCCUCUUUCAACAUAGCAAAACAGCUGGAGUUUAUUUUUUAGUAUUUUGUGUUGAGACUUUUAACAGAACCAUGUUAGACAUUUUGAUAUGUAGAUAUAGACAUUAAAGAGUUAAAGAAAGUCAGGUGUUGACUCUGACUAAAGGUGCCCGCCUGCCGGAUGGUGCACGCGGGUCCUUAAAACUUCGCUUGUUGGACUGGAGAGAGAGAUUGACAGCGCUGGCGAUUUAAGCAGAACAAAGACAUUUUCACAGGUUUAGAACAACUUGAGGAUAUUCUGGGCGUGGUGUCAGUUUGAGUGACAGCUGAGGACACAAUCAGAAUGGCAGGAGUUUUCACCAUUGACCUGGAGGAUUCGAGUGAUGUGGAGGAUGAAGACUGCAACUUUACAGUAACAGAAACAGACGGUGUUCCAGCAAAAGAAGUGGAGCUGACAGGUGAUAAUGUGAACAGAGGCCGUGAGAAAGUGGGACCUGACUGCUUUGAGUUACUCAGUGUUUUGGGUAAAGGAGCAUAUGGGAAGGUCUUCCAGGUGCGAAAGGUGCAAGGUGCCCAGACUGGUAAAAUAUUUGCUAUGAAAGUCCUGAAAAAGGCCAAAAUAAUAUGUAAUGCAAAGGACACCGCACACACCCGCGCAGAGCGGGAUAUCCUUGAGACGGUUCGACAUCCGUUCAUCGUGGAACUUUGGUAUGCCUUUCAGACCGGUGGCAAACUCUACCUCAUACUCGAGUGUCUGAGCGGUGGAGAGCUAUUCAUGCAACUAGAGAAGGAGGGCAUCUUUCUGGAAGACACUGCAUGUUUCUAUCUUGGUGAGAUAACAUUGGCUUUGGGACACCUGCAUUCCAAUGGAAUCAUCUAUAGAGACCUGAAACCGGAAAACAUAAUGCUUAAUCAUCAAGGUCACAUUAAACUGACCGACUUUGGCCUGUGUAAGGAGUCCAUCCAUGAUGAAAGUGUCACACAUACUUUCUGUGGUACCAUUGAGUACAUGGCACCAGAAAUCCUGACCCAUUCAGGGCACAACAGAGCUGUGGAUUGGUGGAGUCUGGGAGCCCUGAUGUUUGACAUGAUGACCGGAUCGCCUCCUUUCACUGCACAGAACAGAAAGAAGACCACUGAAAAGAUUCUGAAGUGUAAACUCAAUCUCCCGCCCUACCUCACACCUGACGCAAAAGACAUGAUCAAAAAGCUGCUAAAGAAAAAUCCAGCACAGAGACUUGGUUCCAGCAAGGCCGACUGUGAAGAUAUCAAGAAACAUCAUUUUUUCAGACACGUCAAAUGGGAUGAUUUGCUGAACAAACGCGUUGAGCCGCCGUACCUGCCUCGCCUGCAAUCGGAUGAUGAUGUGAGUCAGUUCGACAGUCACUUCACCCGGCAGACUCCUGUGGACAGUCCUGAUGACACCACACUGAAUGACUCCGCCAACGCGUUUGCAGGGUUCACGUAUGUUGCACCAUCUGUGUUGGAGAGUUUAAAGGAGGCAUUUUCUUUUGAACCCAAACCUCGACAGAUAUGCAGACAGAACAGCAGUCCACACACAUCUCUGAGCUCUUCUGAGAUCUUUAGGAGCAGUGUUGAUGCCGAAGAGCCUCCAUAUGUCCAGAACAAAACACUUUCUCUGCAGAAUAUUGCCACACAGCCUAUCAAAACAUCAGGCCGAAAGAAGAAACAGAAAGCUCAUCAAAGUGCAGAUGAAAUAGACUGAACUCGGCAGAAGUGUUUGUGGUGUAUCAUACC
Molecule: messenger RNA, 1783 nt
Organism: Triplophysa rosa
Lineage: Eukaryota; Metazoa; Chordata; Actinopteri; Cypriniformes; Nemacheilidae
Product: ribosomal protein S6 kinase beta-2-like
Exons: 18
Coding region: 369-1751 (460 amino acids)
Biological process (GO): protein phosphorylation; signal transduction
Molecular function (GO): ATP binding; protein serine/threonine kinase activity
Source: RefSeq, a predicted model, not a curated record